This is a messenger RNA of Micromonas pusilla CCMP1545, 5472 nucleotides long. RefSeq lists its product as uncharacterized. Gene Ontology annotation, molecular function: glycerophospholipase activity. The record is from RefSeq and is a predicted model, not a curated record. Gene Ontology annotation, cellular component: membrane. NCBI's taxonomy places the organism in Eukaryota, Viridiplantae, Chlorophyta, Mamiellophyceae, Mamiellales, Mamiellaceae. Bases 1 to 5472 code for a protein of 1823 amino acids. Gene Ontology annotation, biological process: fatty acid metabolic process. The transcript has 2 exons.
AUGAACGUCUCGUUCCCGAAACCGCACGACGUCUUAGAGCAGGGCGUGGAGUACGUGCUCGCCGCGGACUGCGCCGCCGGUCGCGCGUUCGACGAGGUCAGCGUCUCGUGCGUCAGCUCGGGGUGGACGGGAAAGUGCGUGAGAUCCAUCGCAGAGCGCGCGCGCGUCGGCGCGGACGGCGUCGUCAGCGUGCGAUGGCGCGUCCCCAAAGACCUCCCGUGCGACGCGGUGUACGCCGUGAAGUUCGCGGCGAUCCCGCCGAAGCGCCAACAACUCGCGUCGUCGUCCGCGCCGACGAAGCCGGUCGAGGCGGAGGCGACGAACGUCGUGAUCUCGACGCCGCUUCAGAUCGUUCGAACCGGACGCGACGAGUGCGUCGUUCGAUGGUCCCCCGGCGCGCUGCCGACCGAGGCGUCCGCGAGAGACGGCUGGCGGCUCGCGCUGGACGUCGUCCCGAGAGCGAACCCGGGGGAGACGAUCGAGACCGUCGUCGGCGACCUGUUCCUCGCCGCCGCGACGGAGGGCCUCCACGUCCACACGCGUCGAAAGAGCGUCCUGUUCGACGUCUCCAAAGACGAGGCGACGAAGCGAAGCAAGCGCCUGAGGCUGAGCACGGACCGCGCGUACAAGAUCGCGCUCGCGGGCUUCACCGUCGGCGAGCUCGAGUCCGUGUUCAGCACGUCCAGGGUGGAGGCGAAGAUGGGCCUCGUGCGGCUGCGCGCGACGGGCGGCGGUUACAACACGGCAAAUAGCGGCGCGAGGAAAGGGAGUUUGGGAGACGCGGAGUACCGCAGGAACGCUCCGGUCGUCGCGAGUAAGAAGGAGAAAGAGCUCGCGGCGAAGCGAGAGAGAGAACGCGUGGAUAAGCUGGAUAAGCUGGAGAAGGAACGCGCGGCGGCGAACGCGGCGGUGGCGAAGGAAAACGACGCCGGCGGCGGCGGCGGCGGCGGCGGCGGCGGCGGCGCGACGCCGAGGAGUAAAGCGAGAGAGAUGACGUCGAUGCUCUUCUCCCCCGGCGGCGGGGACAAGCAGAUCGUCGUCCACGACACGGACUCCGAGUCCGACGACGACGCGGACGACGCGGACGCGGCCCGCGCGGCGGCGUCGUCGGCGGCGGCGUCGUCGUCGGCGGCGAAACCGUUCGACGCGCACGACGAAGCCGUCGACGAAGACAUGACGCACGGCGGCGCGUGGAAACACGGCGAGAAAGGCGCCGGCGCGUGGGCCUCCGAGCGCGGUCUCAACGUCCUCGCCGUCCGCGCGAGCGACCUCGCCGUGGUGUACGACCGCACGUGGGACCUCAGCGGCGGACGCAAGCCCGCGGAGGCGCGAUUCAACGCGGCGUCGAUGUAUCACGCGUUCGCCGCGGACGGCGCGCUGAGCGCCGGGUCCGCCGCGCGGUCCAAAUGGGGCGCGCACUUCGUCGCGGUCACGACGUCGGGCGCGUGGGCGAUGCAGCCGAGCAAAGACGGGGACGAUUACGGCCUCGGUGACGCGAUCGACGUCUUGAUCGACGCGCUCGGCGGGGACGCCGCCGUCGCGGAGGCGGCGAGGAGAGCCGCGCACAAGGCUGGCGCGCCCGGGCAGCCCGGCGCGUUCAGCGCCGUCGCCGCGUGCUGCGACCGCGGCGGACGACGAGGCACGGUGUGGCACGCGGUCGGGGAUUCCAACAAAGACCGCGCGCACGUCGCGCUGACGCUGUCGUGCGCGGACGGCGCGUGGUUCCCGACGUUCGUGAGCGCGUCCGCGGGGGAGGGCGCGAGCGAUUGGACGACGCCGUGGGACCGGUGGGGCGAAGAGCCGUGGUCCUCGCUCAAGGGCGCGCGCGGCGGGAAAGACGCCUCGCGCGUGGAGCGGUACCGCGUGAUCGUCAACGAGACGAGAGGGAUGAUGCUUGGCGGCGUCGCCGCGGGGGAGAGAGGCGGCGGCGGCGGCGGCGAGCGCGCGGAUGCGAACGCGAGCGCGAGCGACGCCGGCCGCGUGGACGUCUCCGGUUUACUCGGCGCGCUCCUCGGGUUCGCGAGCUCGACGUUCGAGGCGUUCGAGUGGGGGAGCCUCGGCGAGCUCCGGAAGGAGGCCGCGAGUAUGGGGAAGAAGAACACGACGACGACCGCCGCGGAGGCGUCGCUCGUCAGACUCACGGAGGCGCUGACGUUUGAUCUCAUCGCGACGCGUCAGGCGUCCGUCAUGUCCGAGCUCACGCGCGCGGGCGCGGGGGACCAUCUCGCGCGGCGGAUCGUAUCCCUCGUGUCUCGAGACGGCGCGAUGCUUCCCGGUCCAGCCGGCGGCGGCGGCAGCAGCAGCGGCGGCGCGGACGCGAGGAAGGGUCCCCAGGUGGACGCGGGACGCGCCGCGGAGGUGCGGGCGCUCGCCGCCGCGCUCUCCGCGAUGCUCCUGCACAACGGCGCGGCGUCGCUGGCGGAGGCGGUGCGACGCGGGCACGCGCAGGACGCGAUCCUGCGCGCGUUCCUCGCGUCCUGGCGCGGGCAUCUGGGUCCGCGGCCGCUCGCCGAGCUCGAGGCGUUAGUCGAGGAGCUCGCGAUCGCGGACUUGGCCGUCGCGAAGAUUAAGCUCCGCCCCGCGCUCGACGACGACGGCGGCGGCGGCGGCGGCGGCGGCGGCGGCGGCGGCGACGGCGGCGCGGCGAUGGACACGGAAACGUCCGGCAGCGACGACGACGCGGAGUGGUCCGUCGUCACCGCCCUUCGCGCGGGGUUGACGUACGCGCCCGCGGCGGCGAGACCGAAGACGACGCGCGCGAAGACGAUCGGCGGCGUCGCGUACGUCCUCGAGAUCGAGGCCCCCGCGAAGCCCGGGACGCCGCUGCGGCUCCCGACGGCGACGCCGCUGUCGUCCGACCCGGCUGAGCUCGAAUCUGACGCCGCCGCGAAGACGGAAGCGAGCGGCGGCGGCGCGAGGUCGUCCCCGCCCAAGGGCACGACGACUAAGACGACGAACGACGUCGCGGAGGCUCCCGGCGCCGAGGCCAUGGAGGUGGACCCGUGGGGAGGCAGCGACGCGGGGAGCGACGAGGUCGUGUGGAUCGGCGGCGGCGUCGCGGUGUUUCGAGCGAAAGACGGCGAGUGGUCCGCGCACGUCGCGAUGAUCAAGCAGGCGAGCCGGCUCGUGUACCUCGCGCAGAGCGCGGGCGCGGUGGCGGCGAUAUUUCUGUGGCCGAAACGCGAGGCGCGACACCCGCCGGUGCAGCCGCUCAUUCCGUCGCCGAAUUACGACGUCCCGGUGGGCAUUCCCGCGUUCGCGCUCCCCGCGGGGGAGCUCGAGAGCGUCGUCGGCGGCGGCGCGGGCGGGAGAAGCGGCGCGUGGGAAGUGAUCCUGGAUAACACGAUCGACGCGAAAGAGCACGGCUCCUCGAGAGAGGUGUCGCGCCGGUGCGGGAAGCGACUCGCCGCGGCGUGCGCCGCGCGACCGUCCGCGGAGGCGGCGGCGGCGGCGCGGCGCGUCGAAGCCAGACGACGACGCAUGCGCGCGAACCUCAUCGGCGUCGCGAGGAACGUCGCCGCGAACGAGGCGGAACAGGCGGCGAUGGCGGCCGCGGCGGCCGCCGCCGCGGAGCUCGCGGCGGCGGCGGCGGAGAACAAGACCCCGACGGACGUCGCGCCGUCGCCGUCCGCGGCGGGCGCCUCCGCGACCGUGUUCGGAAGAGCCGCGAACUUGUUCGGAUUCAGCGGCGGCGAGAAGAAGACCGAAACGGAGAUGGAGCUCAAGGAGAUGCCGUCGCCGUCGAAACCGGCGCCGCCGACGAAGAAGAAAGCGACGGACGGCGGCGGCGGCGACGACGACGACGCGGAGCGCGACGCCGUGGACGCGGACGAUGGCGACGACGCGUCCCCGCCGAAGCCGGACGCGUCGACGCCGGGGGACGCGAGCGAUCGUCGCGCGAGCGAGGACUACCCGGACCCGGAGCCCGCGAUCGAGGAAGACGACGACGCCGACAACGCCGCAGACGACGACGGCGAACCCCUCGACGCGUUGGAAGCCGCGAGGGCGAGGAAAUGGACGGCGGCGAUGCGCGUCGCGUACGCGCUCGGGGACGAGGGCGCGUCCAUUCUCGACCGGUCGUUCCCGUCGCCCGCGCGCGCCGCCGCGGAGGACGCCGCCUCCGCCGCCGCGAUGGGCGCUUCCGACGACUCAUCUUCUCGCCCCGUGCGCGUCCUGUGCCUCGACGGCGGCGGCAUCCGCGGCCUCGCGACGAUCGUCAUGCUCGAGCGGAUCAUGAAAGCCGCCGGGGAGACGUGCGUCGGGGAGUGCUUCGACCUCAUCUUGGGCACGUCCACCGGCGGGCUCAUCGCGAUCGGCGCCGGUUUACUUCGUUUGUCCCUCGCGGAAGUGUCGGACGUGUACGACAACAUGGCCGCGGAGGUGUUCAAGAGCGACGGGUACUACACGCUCCUGAAGCGCGGGCCGGGGCACACCGCGGCGAAGGCGUUCGAGCGGCUCAUGCGCGAGAAGAUAUUAGGCUCCGAGGCGGACCAGCCGUUGUACGCGAUGGGCGCGCAUCAGCGGUGGUACACCGCGGCGCCGCGUCCGUCGCCCCCGCGCGUGUGCCUCGUUUCGUCGCUGGUGUCCAGGGUCCCGAGCACGCCGUAUCUGUUGCGGUCGUACCGGCGAGACCCCGCGUGUAACGGCCAGAACGUCAGCGCCGUCGGCGAGCUCCCCGGCGAGCACAGAGCCGGCGUCGUGCACGCGUUGCGAGCGACGACGGCGGCGCCGUGGUACAUGGAAGAGCUCACCGUGGACAAAGAGCUCGGUCUGGGGAAAGUCACCGCGGUCGGGUCGACGGAGACGCCGGAGCAGCAGCCCGUCGGCGGCGGCAUCUCCGGGACGUCGCGAAGCGCGUCGUCGUCCGAGCUCGCGGCGGCGGCGGCGUUCGCCUCCGCGCGCGGCGACGACGACGGCGACGGCGACGGCGACGGCGACGACGCCAGAGAGACGGACGCGACCGCGGAGGAGGACCCGAACGCGGAGGACGACCCGAACGACGCGACCGCCGUGGACGGCAAGACGACGACGUCCGCGAAGGACGCGUCCAGGGUCGCCGCGUCGCUGCGGUUCAUCGACGGCGCCAUCGCGUGUAACAACCCGACGGCGGUGGGCAUCUUCGAGGCGCGAAGGCUGUUCGAUCGAUCGCGGCCGCUGUGCGUCGUGUCCUUGGGCACGGGCGCGUCCGUCCCCAGGGAGGUCGCCGCGAGCGGGACCUCGCGCGCGUGGGUCGAGAACUUAGUCAACGCGACGUGCGACGUCGUGCAAGUCGACGCGACGGUCAGGCACGUGCUCGGGACGCGGGACCGGUACCAUCGGUUCCAGCCCACGGACGAGAUCUUUUCGUGCGACUUAAACGACACGAAGGAGGAGACGCGGCAGCGACUGCGGUUGGCCGCGGCGAGGUACAUGGACGAGGACGCCGUGAGCGCGGAGGUCGAGGCGUUGGCCGCGGUGUUGAGGCGGUCGUGA